CAUGUUUCUUUCCAGCCAAUCACAGCCCUGUUUUCUCAUGACACCGUGGGAUUCCGCGAAAUUGUUUCUUGGAGUUCGAGAUGUGCUGCUCGCAGUAAAAUAGGACAAGUUGACGCAUGUGUGGCAGUGCACAGAAAGGCGGAAUAAACGCAGACACAAUAGCUGCGUGGAAAAAGCGCUCUGUUUUAUCGAUCUAGUGUGAAGUAGAAAAUAACUUAGAAGAGGAGAGGAUAGGAGAGAGGAGGAACCGUGAGUGAUUCAGUCUGCUAUCUUUCCCGUGGGGGUGUUUAUUUCUCCACCCUGCAACCUGAACAAGAAAACGCAGCCUUUGCGGAAUAGUCACAUUGAAGACGACACGUGUGGAUGGUUAACCGCAUGUUUCCUGGGAGGGCUGUCGACUGAUUACCUUAAACUAUCCUUUUAUCGCGUUGUUCUUUGAAAAGAAAGCUACUUGAAACACACUGCCUCUUUAUUUAUCCGGAUCUGCUGUAGUGAUGUCGGAGGUCGAGCUCUCUGCAGAUUGUGUCCCCAGCAGACCACCGGGUCGGACAGAGGACAUGUUGAAAGAGACCCCAGAGAACAGGACUUUACUCAUGGUGGCUAUGAUUUUAUUGGACUUGAACAAAUGCAGCCCUAACGCCGGAGGAGGCAGCAGAUGUCUCGGGGGCAGUGAAACCGGCUCGGUGGAGAAAGUGGAGCGGGGGAGUUGCCGGUUGAACGCCGGGGACAGCCAGAGGGGCUCGGUGGCACCCAAACAGUCCCGGAACAAGAGGGCGGCGGCGGCGCAGGCAGAGGCGGUGUCCACGAGACAGGAGUGUCCCGAGAAGAGACACUGCUGUCCUUUCACGGGUUGUGGGAAGAUGUACGGCAAAUCGUCCCACCUCAAAGCCCACCUCAGGGUGCACACCGGGGAGCGCCCCUUCGAGUGUACCUGGCCAGACUGUGGCAAGAAGUUCUCCCGAUCAGAUGAGCUCACACGUCACUACCGCACACACACAGGCGAGAAGCGCUUCAACUGUCCCCUGUGCGACAAGUGCUUCAUGAGGAGCGACCACCUGACCAAACAUGCCCGACGACACGCAGGCUUCCAUCCCAGUAUGCUUCAAGGUUGCGGCGCGGCCAAGAGACGCCGCUGCUCUUUGUCCUUGUCCUCCUCUGACUCCGGAGACCAAAGCCCUGUUGGGGUGUGAGAAAACCCCCCCUCGCAUACUGUACAUAUAUACAUAAAAGAACAUGCAUUGAAUACAGAGUCAUGUACAAACACAGGCACACCCAUUGGGGAGGUGUGUGCACCAUUAAACAAUUUCUGUCAAGACAAAUGGAACAGCCAGACCACUAUUAGACGACGUUUGUUUAUGCACGUCAAGAUAUGCUAUAGCAGACAAAAACAUGAAUUAGAACAUGACUUUAAUUAAAGCAGAGCCUCCCCUCCUAUUGCAUGAGGUGAUUGGUAUUUAUUAAGGGUUAUUUGGCUGUCACACAGGCUCUCAAUGCUUUGCCAUUUUUAAUUAUUUUUUAUUUUUGUGGUAUAGUUUCUUUUUCCUGGAUCAACAUGCAACCCCAGAGGCAUUCAUGUACAUAUAAAGUUUUUACUAACACUACAUGUGCUCACUUUACAGCACAAACCUCAUUUGCAAUCGAAUAUUAUGGAAUAAUGCUUUGGUGAAUAUUAUUGUUGCACACACACUCAUAUUUGUACAGUAACUCUCCAGUCAAGGACAAGGAUAAUGUACAGAAUAGAAACAGUGUUAUCUUGUAAAUAGAUUAAACAGAGUAUCUUGAGAUGGAUGAUGUACUCGGUAUACUGUAGUUCAAUGUUAUUAGAGAGUAAUAAGACAAAGCUAUUAUAUAGAAAAUAACAGAAUGUCUAUGUUUGGGUAUGGACUUAGUAAGUCAUUGUGAGCUUAUAGGUCUUGGCAGCGUGUUGAAUCUGUAUUGUUUUCACGUCAUAAUACACUUUCAAAUAACCGCACCACAAUACCUUUGAAAGACCCUAAUACACGUGUUUUUUUUUUUAUUGUGAGUUGUGUUAAUAGUGCAGGAAAACACAACAGGGUAAAACACAUUAAGAGUGAAGUCUGAGACUUUACUUCCUCACUUGAACACUUUUUUUGGUUAAGAACAUAAUCAUUCUUUUAAGUUAAAGUCUGUUAACUGUUAACAAGGACGUCUGUGCCUUCAAGGGUUUUGUACCCGAGAGGAAUUUCUACAUUUUCAAACUGGGGACAAACUACCUAAAUGAACAUCAUCAGAUUAUUUGUGUUAAAUAUCAAUGACUGUCUCAUAUGCCAACAGUGCCGGUUGCUGCACAUUGAAACAAACUUUUGUUUACUCUGUAUCUGGACUGCAUCAUUUCAGGGAAUAAUGAGGUGCAUGGUGAUUUCAUGAAAAAUAUCACACCCUGGUGGUGGCGUGGAAGCACAACAUUUCUCACCACAGAAGCUCAUACAGACUCUUUUGAAUUAUCCUUCAGUCUGAGGCAAACUCAGAAACUUUGUUUUUGAAUCAAUGAAUUACAUCAAGCAGCAUGUUUGUAUGUAUUUGUUUGGUACAAUGUUUUUUUUAAAUUGUCUGGUAAUCUUUUAUAAUAUUAAUAACGCUGUAAGAGGUAUUUCUCCUCCACUGCAGGAGCCAAAAACAUUGUUUAUAUCAGUUUUCUUUUAUACGUGCCACAUAAUGCAUUACAACGCCCAGAUAGAGAACAGUGAGGUGUCAACCACCUCUUAGGACACAAACUACAGAUAUUUCUAAAAUAAAUUCUGUUUUUAGUUUUUGGCAUAUUGAUGACUGUGAUUAGAUGUUGGUGCCUUUCAGGUUGAAGUUGUUACUUCUGAUGCUACUGUACCGUUAUCAGGGACUGUCAAUGCAGACCCACUGUUAUCGCAAUAUCCAUGACUGUGUUAUAAUUACUGCUCAACAGUUUUAACAUUAAAAUGAUUAUUCUUAUUAA
Notolabrus celidotus (New Zealand spotty) is the source of this 2950-nucleotide messenger RNA. RefSeq names its product Kruppel-like factor 9 (gene klf9). Bases 495 to 1190 code for a protein of 231 amino acids. Gene Ontology annotation, molecular function: DNA-binding transcription factor activity, RNA polymerase II-specific; RNA polymerase II cis-regulatory region sequence-specific DNA binding. Gene Ontology annotation, biological process: regulation of transcription by RNA polymerase II. Lineage: Eukaryota; Metazoa; Chordata; Actinopteri; Labriformes; Labridae. The record is from RefSeq and is a predicted model, not a curated record. The transcript has 2 exons.